Molecule: messenger RNA, 12716 nt
Organism: Oncorhynchus nerka (sockeye salmon)
Lineage: Eukaryota; Metazoa; Chordata; Actinopteri; Salmoniformes; Salmonidae
Product: zinc finger protein 664-like
Exons: 5
Coding region: 10804-12033 (409 amino acids)
Source: RefSeq, a predicted model, not a curated record
AGAAUAAGAGAUGUAGAACGCGGAAGUUACGUUCCUGAUAGUUUUCCUCUCGUUCCGUCAACAAUUGACGAUAAUUAAUCUUAGCUACUCUACAACUUUCAAAGGUGCUAGGAGCAUGCUAAUUAGCACAGGUGGUCCCUCUGUCUUCUGUAAACACGUGCAGUAACAUGGAGAUAUUGCUGUGUGGGAACCCUAAGCCUAAAAAGGUGUGUAUCAAAAACUACCCCGUACAGAAGAUACCUUCGUCCAAUGACUUAUGAGUAAUUGAAUGGAACUGAGGGUCAUGAUCAAGGGCUAGCCUGAGGCUACCUAGUAGAACCCAUGUAGUCUGAUUUCACCUCAGAGUAAAUAAUAGAUAUACGUUUGGGUAACAAUUGGCUAAAUGUCUCAUUGCGUAGUAAGUCAUUAAAGUUAACCUAACCUGUGAUGAGAAAAGUUGUAAUUUUAACAACUUGCUACAGAUAGCUAGCUAGUAAGCUACGACUUUAGAAAAUGUAUUUGGAAUGUAGCUUUAGCUAGCUAUGUGUAACUCACCCUUCACUGCCUCUUAUGACUAAACCACCUACCACAUGGGCCUACUAUGGCUGAACCCAAGCCCAUGGAUUCCCCGGGUUCUGGCUGUGGUGUUCCAUCACAGAGAAGCUCACAGCAGGGUCUAGAGAUGGUGUCAGUGAAGCUGGAGGACUGCAGUCAACCACUGGAAGUCAAUGUGAUUGUGAUAGGGGAAGAGAGAGAACUUAAAGUAGAACUUAAAGAAGAAGAAGAAAAGGUGGUGGAGGAGAAGAGUCAAAGAGGAGAAGAAAGAGAGAGGAGUGAAAGAGGAAGCUGAGAUACAAGUCAAAGAAGAAGAGGAGAACAGGGAAGUGUCUGCUCCAGAUCUAGAAGUAGAUAGUAUCACUGACCCAGGUAAGUUCAGGUGUGGAGAACAGAGAGAAGUUGGUGCCUUGGCGCCCACUGGGGAUUCCAAAAUGAUUAUUAUGCUUGAAUCAACAAGUAUUUUAAAGCCCCCUUUUAAUGCUCUUACUGUUCCUGAAAGUGUUGUCACGAUACCAGAAUUUUGACUUUGAUACCAGGUUUAGUAUCACGAUACUCAAUACCAAAACGAUACCACAGCAAUUUUGUUGCCGUUUCCAUAGUUACAGAAUGGCAAUUAAUCCAGACAGAAUGCUCUGUUCAAUCGUUGGGCAUUUGAGUCAAAUAUCAUUACAAUUUAAAUGUUUCACAUCUGAAUUUUUCAGAGACCUAUUAAUGCAUUAAUCAAUUAGACAAUCAAUUUGACUUUGUUUCUACCGAAUGAAUGACAUUGUAUUUUUGUGUGAAAUCGCUAAUUGGCAACCCAUCCCUUAUUGACACAUAAACAAACAUUACAAUAAUUCACUAUGGUAAUUAAAUUAUAAUUCUUCCGGCGUUCUCUGCAUUGCACCUCACAUAAAUAGUGAACAAAUAUUUUUUUAAACAAUACAUAACAGUAAAUAAGAUUAUCCCAAAAAUAAUUACAUCCCUAGAGCAGUAAAGUAAAAUAUAUAUAUAUAUACACAUACACAUACACACACACACAGUUGAAGUUGGAAGUUUACAUACACUUAGGUUGGAGUCAUUAACUUUUUUCAACCACUCCACAAAUUUCUUGUUAAACUAGUUUUGGCAAGUCAGUUGGGACAUCUGCUUUGUGCAUGACAAGUAAUUUUUCCAGCAAUUGUUAACAAACAGAUUAUUUCACUUAAUUCACUGUAUCACAAUUCCAGUGGGUCAGAAGUUUACAUACACUCAGUUGGCUGUGCCUUUAAACAGCUUGGAAAAUUCCAGAAAGUGAUGUCAUGGCUUUAGAAGCUUCUGUUAGGCUAAUUGACAUAAUUUGAGUCAAUUGGAGGUGCACCUGUGGAUUAGAGGUCGAUCGAUUAUGAUUUUAUCGCCGAUACCGAUUAUUGGAGAACAAAAAAGGGCCCAUACCGAUUAAAUCGGCCGAUUUUUAAUAUAUAUAUUUGUAAUAAUGACAAUUACAACAAUACUGAAUAAACACUUAUUUUAAAUAAUAUAAUACAUCAAAAUCUAUUUAGUCUCAUAAAUAAUGAAACCUGUUCAAUUUGGUUUAAAUCAUGCAAAAACAAAGUGUUGAAGAAAGUGCAAUAUGUGCCAUGUAAAAAAGCUAACGUUUAAGUUCCUUCCUGAGAACAUAUGAAAGCUGGUGGUUCCUUUUAACAUGAGUCUUCAAUAUUCCCAGGUAAGAAGUUUUAGGUUGUAGUUAUAGGACUAUUUCUCCCGAAUCCAUUUGUAUUUCAUAUACCUUUGACUAUUGGAUGUUCUUUUAGGCACUAUAGUAUUGCCAGCCUAAUCUUGGGAGUUGAUAGGCUUGAGGUCAUAAACAGCACAAUACUUGAAGCACAGCAAAGAGCUGCUGGCUAACGCAGGAAAGUGCUGUUUGAAUGAAUGCUUACGAGCCUGCUGCUGCCUACCACCGCUCAGUCAGACUGCUCUAUCAAAUAUCAAAUCAUAGACUUAAUUAUAAUAACACACAGAAAUACGAGCUUUAGGUCAUUAAUAUGGUCAAAUCCGGAAACUAUCAUUUUGAAAACAAAACAUUUGAUUCAUUCAGUGAAAUAGGGAACCAUUCUGUAUUUUAUCGAACGGGUGGCAUCCCUAAGUCUAAAUAUUGCUGUUACGUUGCGCAACCUUUAAUGUUAUGUCAUAAUUAUGUACAAUUCUGGCAAAUUAAUUACGGUCUUUGUAAGGAAGAAAUGGUCUUCACACAGUACGCAACGAGCCAGGCAGCCCAAACUGCUGCAUAUACCCAGACUCUGCUUGUACAGAGAAGUGACACAAUUUCCCUAGUUAAAAGAAAUUAAUGUUACCGGACAAUAUUAACUAAAUAUGCAGGUUUAAAAAUAUAUACUUGUGUAUUGAUUUUAAGGAAGGCAUUGAUGUUUAUGGUUAGGUCCACACUGGUGCAACGACAGUGCUUUUUUCGCAAAUGCGCUUGUUAAAUCAUCACCUGUUUGGCGAAGUAGGCUGUGAUUCGAUGAUAAAUUAAAAGGCACCGCAUCGAUUAUAUGCAAACGCAGGACAAGCUAGAUAAACUAGUAAUAUCAUCAAACAUGUGUAGUUAACUAGUGAUUGUUAAGAUUGUUUUUUUAUAAGAUAAGUUUAAUGCUAGCUAGCAACUUACUUUGGCUCCUUGCUGCACUCGCGUAAUAGGUUGUCAGUCUGCCACGCAGUCUCCGUGUGGAGUGCAAUGUAAUCAGCCAUAAUCGGUCUCUAAAAACGCUGAUUACUGUUUGUUAUGAAAACUUGAAAUCGGCCCUAAUUAAAUCGUCUAUUCCGAUUAAUCGGUCGACCUCUACUGUGGAUGUAUUUCAAGGCCUUCCUUCAAAGUCAGGGCCUCUUUGCUUGACAUCUUGGGGAAAUCAAAAGAAAUCGGCCACAAUGUCAGAAAAAAAAACUGUAGACCUCCACAAGUCUGGUUCAUCCUUGGGAGCAAUUUCCAAAUACCUGAAGGUACCGCGUUGAUCUGUACAAACAAGAGUACGCAAGUAUAAACACCAUGGGACCACGCAGCCGUCAUACUGCUCAGGAAGGAGAUAUGUUCUGUCUCCUAGAGAUGAACGUACUUUGGUGCAAAAAGUGCAAAUCAAUCCCUGAACAACAGCAGGACUACUGCAAUUACAAGCAGGACUACUUCAAUUACAAGCAGGACUACUUCAAUUACAAGCAGGACUACUUCAAUUACAAGCAGGACUACUUCAAUUACAAGCAGGACUACUUCAAUUACAAGCAGGACUACUUCAAUUACAAGCAGGACUACUUCAAUUACAAGCAGGACUACUUCAAUUACAAGCAGGACUACUCCAUCCAGAUGCAGGUGAGAUACUUGGGUCAUUAUAUUACCACAAUGAAAAUUAUUUUACAAUAUUGAACCUAUUUGGUCAGAAUUCACAUAUUAAACCUGUAUAUACAGUCGCUAGUGAAAGUCUACACACCUCUUGCCCAGUAUUCACAUUAAGCUGCCUUCAAAUUAAAAACAUUAAGGACACAUGCUCUUUCCAUGACAGACUGACCAGGUGAAAGCUAUGAUCCCUUGUUGAUGUCACCUGUUAAAUCCACUUCAAUCAGUAUAGGUGAAGGGGGGGAGACAGGUUAAAGAAUGAUUUUUAAGCCUUGAUACAAUUGAGACAUGGAUUGUGUAUGUGUGCCACGGGUAAGACAAUAUUUAAGUACUUUUGAACGGGGUAUGGUAGUAGGUGCCAGGCGCACCGGUUUGAGUCAAGAACUGCAACGAUGCUGGGUAUUUCCUGCUCAAGUUUCCCAUGUGUAUCAGGAAUGGUCCACCACCCAAAGGACAUCCAGCCAACUUGACAUAACUGGGCUUGUAUUUAUUAUGGAUCACCAUUAGUUCCUGCCAAAGCAGCAGCUACUCUUCCUGGGGUUUAUUAUGGAUCCCAUUUAGUUCCUGGCAAAGCAGCAGCUACUCUUCCUGGGCUCCAGCAAAAUAAGGCAGAUAUGAGAUAAAAACAUUGCAUUUCACAACACAUUAAGUGUGUGCCCUCGGGCCACUACUCUAUAAAUGACUUCAGGCUGCAUGUAUUUCUGACACACAGUUUUGGAUCAUGGCCAUGUUAGAAGGUCACUGGCAGGGGGUAAUACUGUUGACUACUUGUUUGUCUAAAGAUCUGUAAAUCUUGCUGAAAAACACAACAGCUCCCCAUUUGAUCCAACUGUUUCUUCUUGUAAAUGUAUUAGAUUAAUAUUACAUUUAUCCCUCCAUUGACUUCACACUGCAUGCUGAAAGGUGAACACCUCAUACCUUUACUGUGGACCACAGAGAGAUCUGAUACAGGCCAGCACAUUAUAUUGACCUUAUUAGUCAAACCACGAGGUCCUCACAUUGCUGACACGGUAAUAGAUUUACAGAAAGAGAUGUGACCUGGGAAAUAAGAUCUGAAUUAACCUAGCCAAGACUGGUGGUUUUGUGGAUCCAUGCCACAAGCAUCUGACCUCUCAUGUCCAGAUUUAGAUUUUUACUGGCUGUGACAUUUUAAUGGAUUGAUUCGUGUAAAAAGAAAUGCUGACAUAAGCCAAGCCGCUGGGGUGUCUCAGCCAAACGCCUGUCUGUGGUGAUAAGACUAAUUUGCGAGCACGGACUUGAGUCGUUUAAAGCACCCUUAAAAUGUAUUGGAUCAAGAGUUACUAUCCAAUACUCCCAAGGCCCUGCUAAAAUACGACAUAUGUACAAUAACAAUUUUAUAAGGACAGUUUACUCAAAUGCUUAAUGACAUCUGUCAGUUAAUAACAGUAUAUCAGAGGCCUGUAACUCCUGUUCUGGACAGCCCAUCCACAUGUGGUGCAGGCUUUAAUUCCAUCCCAGCACAAACACAGCAGGUUCAGCUAAAUCAACUUGUUGUGAAAGGUCGUGACACUGAUUAAACUGGCCUGGGUUACACUGGGCUGUGGUCCGUCACUUGACCCGAGUGAAGCCGGUGAGGGAUGCUCAUAUUGAAAAGCGAUCUGCGCUACUUGGUCAUAUUGUCAAUAAAGCAGCAUGAUACAUCGUUCAGAAACACAGAUAUUUUCCAUAAAGUACAUGUUUGAAUUUUCAAACUAGUUUGUAUUGGGAAGACAGCCUUUUUAUUAAAAAAAAAAUCACUUUUGCAUGUGUCAACACAUCCUACUCAUUACCCCACGUAAUUAACCUACGUGACCUUUGAUUUGAGCCGACUUCACCGUCGACCAGAGUGAUAUCUUGCAAGGCAGCUUCCAAAAUGAAUGAUUAACUUUUAAAAAAACAUCCAGCAAGUGAUUUUUGGGGGGCCUUUCAGUUGUAAAAGUAUCUACAUUAUUAUUUUUUAUUUUUUUUGGGGGGGGGAUCAAUUUUGGGUAAAGAAAAAACUAAUCACUAGAAAUUCAGCUAAAAAUGUGUUUAAUUUAGGAAUUUCAAAUUAUUACACGAAAAAAAAGAUGUGAUCAUGUCCCAAUGUAAUCAAGGUAUGAAAUGAUUGUGAUUAGUUGUGGUCAGUUUGCAGCUGAAUCUAUAUGGAUACCCCUGAAGGCCCUUCCCUUCACACCAGGGGUAUUGAUUAGUUGUAUUAUUUUGCUAAACAUUUAGUCAACCGGGAGGGGACCUACCUUAAAGGAAUACUUAGGGAUUUUGGAAAUUAAGACCUUUAUCUACUUCUCCAGAGUUAAAUGAUCUCGUGGAUACUUUUUAUGACUGCAUGCAGUUUGAAGGAAGUUGCUAACUAGCAUUAGCGCAAUGACUUGAAGUCUGUGGUGUAGCUGCGCUAAUGCUAGUUAGCAUUGGCUUACAAAACGACCUAACUUCCUACAUACUGGACACAGAGACAUAAAAAUGGUAUCCAUGAGUUAAUCUGACUGGGGAAGUAGAUAAAGAGCACCAUUGCCAAAAUCCCGAAGUAUCCCUUUUAAUUUGUCCAAUAGAAAUUCUUGUUAAUGCAAAUCGUUUUCCGUUUGGAGUCAACGGUUUCAGUUGCAAAAUGUAUUGCAACUGAAUUCGACUAAUGAAAACACCCAUGUUAUUUCUCCCUAUUCGAACCAGCAACCUACUGGCCCAAUGUUCUUAACCACUAGGCUACCUGCCAUCCCUGAGUUCCUUUCUAAUAUUAUAAAUGUGCAUUUGGAAAAUAUUCAGACCCCUUACCCUUUAUACACAUUUUGUUCCAUUACAGCCUUAUUCUAAAAUAGAUUUGUUUUAAGUCCUCACACACAAUAUCUUGUAAUGACAAGGCGAAAACAGUUUUUUUAGAAAUUAGCUCUGAGACAGGAUUGUGUCGAGGCACAGAUCCAAAAGAUGUCUGCAGCAUUGAAGGUCCCCAAGAACACAGUGGCCUCCAUCAUUCUUAAAUUGAAGAAGAUUGGAACCACCAAGACUCUUUAUAGAGCUGGCUGCCCGGCCAAACUGAGCAUUCGAGGGAGAAGGGCCUUGGUCAGGAAGGUGACCAAGAACCCGAUGGUCACUCUGACAGAGCUCCAGAGAUCCUCUGUGGAGAUGGGAGAACCUUCUAGAAGGACAACCAUCUCUGCAGCUCUCAGGGCUUUAUGGUAGAGUGGCCAGAUGGAAGCCACUCCUCAGUAAAAGGCACAUAAGUGUUGUAGGUUAUUGUUCUGAUGAAAGGUGAAUGUCUGUUGGAACAGACUGAACCAAGUUUUCGUCUAGGAUUCUGCCUGUGCUAUUCUAUUUAUUUUCAUUCUAAAAAAAACGUCCUAGUCCUUGCCAAUGACACGCAUACCCACAAUAUGAUGAAGCCACCACCAUGCUUGGAAAUAUGAGAAGUGGUACUUAGAGUGUUGUGUUGUUGGAUUUGCCCCAAACAUAACGCUUUGUAUUCAGGACAUAAAGUUAAUUUCUUUGUUACUUUUUUUUCCAGUUUUGCUUUAGUAUUUUAUUGCAAACAGGAUGCAUGUUUUUGAAUAUUUUUUUAUUUUGUACAGGCUUCCUUUUGAAUCUUUCAUUAUGUUAGUAUUGAGGAGUAAGUCAAAUGUUGAUCCAUCCUCAUUUCUCCAAUCACAGCCAUUAAACUCAACUGUUUUAAAGUCUACGGUGAAAUCGCUGAGUGGUUUCUUUUUUCUCCGGCAACUGAGUUAGGAAGGACGCCUGUAUCUUUGUAGUGACUGGGUGUAUUGCUACACCAUCCAAAGUGUAAUCAAUAACUUCCCCCUGCUCAAAGGGAUAUUCAAUGUCUUAUAUAUUUUUUACACAUCUACCAAUAGGUGCCCUUCUUUGCGAGGCACUGGAAAAUCUCCCUGGUAUUUGUGGUUGAAUCUGUGUUUGAAAUUCACUACUCGAAUGCGGAACCUUACAGAUAAUUGUAGGUGUGGGGGACAGAGAUGAGGUAGUCAUUACAAAAAAUCAUGUUAAACACCAUUAUUGCACACAGAGAGUCCAUGCAAAUUAUUAUGUGACUUAAGCACAUUUUUACUCCUUUACUUUUUUAGGCCGUAAAGGGGUUGAAUACUUGACUCAAAACAUUUCAGCUUUUAAUUUUUUUAUAUAUAAAAAAAAAUGUCCACUCUGACAUGAUGGGCUAUUGUGUGUAGGCCAGUGACACAAAAUCCCAAUUGAAUCCAGGCUGUAACAACAUAAUGUGGGGAAACAUCAAGGGGUCUGAAUACUUUCCGAAUGGACUGUAUUCAUAACCAGCAGUCUAUGGUCUAGCUAGCGGUAUACUCACCACCACUGGGGACCAACAAACUCCAACCACCUAUUCCUCAUGAUGGGGUCCUUUGGCUGGGCAUGAAUAGGUGGUUGGAGUUUGUUGGUUCCCAGUGGUAAUGCUUCCAGCAGAUGCACAGGGUAUGCUUUCCUCAUGAUAGGGUCCUUUGGCUGGGCAUGCAAAGUAUACCCUGUGCAUCUGCUGGAAGCAUUACAGGGUCAGUUCGUAUAGGGCUUUUCAGUCUCAAACGGCCAUAAUCCUUUGAACGCGUUGGGGGCAAUGAAACAACAGAGCCCCAUUCAAUGAAGGGACUCGAAGUGGGCAGAGGGGCGAUUUGCACUUGGAGAAUGGCAAAAGGAGGCAUGAUUUGUUGACAUAAUUGUAAUCCAAACCCAACCUUAAUUUACUUGUGACGCACUGAAGAUCAAAUUCCAUUUUAAAACGAGACUGAGGCGGCAGGGUAGCCUAGUGGUUAGUGUUGGACUAGUAACCGAAAGGUUGCAAGAGCUGACAAGGUAAAAAUCUGUCGUUCUGCCCCUGAACAAGGCAGUUAACCCACUGUUCCUAGGCCGUCAUUGAAAAUAAGAUUUUGUUCUUAACCUACUUGCCUAGUUAAAUAAAGGUAAAAUAAAAAAGACCAUAAUUACCCCUCCUGUCUCAGCCUCCAGUAUUUAUGCUGCAGUAGUUUGUGUCGGGGGGCUAGGCUCAGUUUGUUAUCUGGAGUACUUCUCCUGUCCUAUUCGGUGUCCUGUGUGAAUCUAAGUGUGCGUUCUCUAAUUCUCUCCUUCUCUCUUUCUUUCUCUCUCUCGGAGGACCUGAGCCCUAGGACCAUGCCCCAGGACUACCUGACAUGAUGACUCCUUGCUGUCCCCAGUCCACCUGGCCAUGCUGCUGCUCCAGUUUCAACUGACCUGAGCCCUAGGACCAUGCCCCAGGACUACCUGACAUGAUGACUCCUUGCUGUCCCCAGUCCACCUGGCCAUGCUGCUGCUCCAGUUUCAACUGUUCUGCCUUACUAUUAUUCGACCAUGCUGAUCAUUUAUGAACAUUUGAACAUCUUGGCCAUGUUCUGUUAUAAUCUCCACCCGGCACAGCCAGAAGAGGACUGGCCACCCCACAUAGCCUGGUUCCUCUCUAGGUUUCUUCCUAGGUUUUGGCCUUUCUAGGGAGUUUUUCCUAGCCACCGUGCUUCUACACCUGCAUUGUUUGGGGUUUUAGGCUGGGUUUCUGUACAGCACUUUGAGAUAUCAGCUGAUGUACGAAGGGCUAUAUAAAUACAUUUGAUUUGAAUUAUCCUAUUUACAAUUUGUAGUCAAUUGUGACACUAGACUAAAUGUUUCUGACUUAUAUCGACGCCACAGGCUGUUUUCAAAGGAUUUAUUUUUAUUUUUUAGGGGAAGUUGCUCUUUAAAGCCCAUCCAAUGCUCUGUUCCUGAUUCUAACCCCAUAUCUGUCCAUAUUCCCACAGAAGAGAUUUCCAACCCAGGUUCAGACAGUGAGCCCAGUUCCACAGCAUCAGGAAACCAUAAACAACACAGACAGAGGAACACAAGACAGAAACAUCACCACUGCAUGGACUGCUUCACUAGUUUCUAUGAGCCAGAGGAGUUGAGAAGACACACUUGUAGGCCCCAACCCUGCUCAGACUGUAGAGACAGUUUUAUUUGUCCAAUUGACCUUAAAUCACCCCAACAGACUCUCAAAAGAAAGAAAACUUACCCCUGUGGUCAAUGGGGGAAUAGCAAACUAAAGAGUAACUCAAAGGGAACGAGUUGAACUACUGCUCUUUUUGUGGGAAGAGUUGUCCCUCUUUUACAGACCUUAAAUAGAUACCAGCUGAGCCACACAGGAAAGAAGCCUUUCCACUGCUCAGUGUGGGAAGGGUUUCUGUUGGUCAUAAAAUAUGAAGACACACUGGUUAAAGUAUCACAGGCCUGACACUGGACUGUUGCUUUAGAAGAAAGUCUACUUCAAACCACAGAAGUAAAACAUGCAAACACAUGUUAUAAUGUAAAUAUAAUUUACCAAACGCAACUGUUAUGUAACAAUAGAGCAGGGGUUCUUGCGUUAACAUGAACACUACUUGUCAUCAGUACUCAGUAUAUACUUACCCUGCAUUAUCACUUCAACUCUGGGCAACAUGUAAUAAUUCCUUUAGUAUCCGGUAAAAACUCUGGAUGUCUAACAAAUUAUGGUAAUUCAGAUGUUAGUACCACUGCUGCAAACACAACAUCCACACACCAAUGCUAACGAUGCUAGUUAACUUUGCUAGCUUGCUCUGUGACUGGCCUGUCCUGCCCCUUUUUUUAAUAGAGUUUAACUAUUUAAUUCUCUAGCGUUUUGGUAGUGGCAGAAGGGAAGAAGUAUCAAUACUAUAUCAUUUUCAGCUGCCUUAUAUUUUUGAUUUAUUGCAAAGCCGUUGAGUUGCUGGCUCCAUACCUACAGUAUCUAACUGACGGCAGCACAAAUAUAACGCCACUUCCGUUUUUAGAAACGCGGGCGGAAGUUUACGUUCCUGCUUUUCGUCGCGUGUCCUUACUCAGCCAAGCAACUGACGACAGGGCUAUUUUUAAAGCAGUGAUGAAGAGGAGCAACAGUCCUGAACUAUUUUCCACCAAAUCCACCUACCUUCUAACCUGCCAUGGCUGAGCCCAAGUCCACAGAGUCCCCAGGUUCUGGCUGUGGUGUUCCAUCACAGAGAAGCUCACAGCAGGGUCCAGAGAUGGUGUCAGUGAAGCUGGAGGACUGCAGUCAACCACUGGAACUCAAUGUGAUUGUCAAAGAGGAAGAAGAGGAGACAGAAAUCCAAGAAGAGGUGGAGGAGAGAGCUGUCAAAGAAGAAGUGGAGGAUAGAGCUGUCAAAGAAGAAGAAGAGGUGGAGGAGAGAGCUGUCAAAGAAGAAGAGGUGGAGGAAAGAGCAGUCAAAGAAGAGGUGGAGGAGAGAGCUGUCAAAGAAGAAGAAGAAAGAGCAGUCAAAGAAGAAGAAGAAGAGAACAGGGACGUGUCUGCUCCAGAUCUAGAGGAAGAGGAAGAAGUAGAUAGUAUCACUGACCCAGGAGAGAGAUCCAACCCAGGUUCAGACAGUGAGCCCAGUUCCACAACAUCAGGAAACCAUAAACAACACAGACGGAGGACCUCAAGACAGAAACAUCACCACUGCAUGGACUGCUUCACUAGUUUCUAUGAUCCAGAGGAGUUGAGAAGGCACACUUGUAGACCCCACCCCUGCUCAGACUGCAGAGGCAGUUUUAUUUGUCCAACUCACCUCAAAUCAAAACCGACCAAAAAAAGAAAGACACACCCAUGUGGUCAAUGUGGAAAGAGUUUUCAGACCCCAAGCAAACUAAACAUACACCAGCGAACUCACACAGGGGAGAAACCUUUCCAUUGCUCUGUUUGUGGGAAGAGUUUUUCUCUUUCACAGAACUUAAAUAGACACCAAAUAACUCACACAGGAAAGAAGCCUUUCCUCUGCUCUCAGUGUGGGAAGAGUUUCAGUCAUUCAUCAACUCUGAAGACACACCAGCUAAUUCACACAGGAGAGAAGCAUCAUCACUGCUCUCAGUGUGGGAAGGGUUUCAGUCGGGCAGGAGACCUAACGAGACACCAGUUCACUCACACAGGAAAUAAACUUUUCCACUGCUCUCAGUGUGGGAAUGGUUUCAGUCGAGUAGCAGCCCUGAAGGUACACCAGCAAACUCACACCGGAGAGAAGCCUUACCACUGCUCUGUUUGCGGGAUGAGCUUUUCCCUUUUACAGACCCUAAAUAGACACCAGCUUACGCACACAAGAGAGAAGCCUAAUCACUGCUCUGAGUAUGGGAAAGGUUUCGGACACUCAUCAAAUCUAACGACAUAUCUGUUAAAGUGAGUUCUGCUGCUUUUGUUAUGGGAAUAGGACCCCCUCCCCCCCCCACCAAAUAGGUCAGGGGUUCUGGCAUUAAUGUCCACACAACUUGUCUCUGGUCAUCUGGAUCACUGCUCAGCGGUUACCUAACCUAUUGUUUUACCACUUCAACCCUGGGUAACAUCUUAUAAACCUUGAGUAUCAUGUAAUAAACACUGAAUGUUAAUAAAUGAUGGUAAUCAUGGAUAUAAUAGGUAGAUAUUUGUGGAGGUGAAGGAAGAAUGGGUGACAACCUUUUAACUUGGGUGUCAUGUUAUAAACACUGUAGCUAUAUUAUGAAAUAAAAAUGAUAGUGGCGAAAGUAGAGGAUUCAAAGUCGUGUUGGAGUUUGAGUAUUGUAUAUUGAAAUAAUGCUUGUGGGUCACGUUGACAUUAUGGGGUAUUGUGUGUAGAUUGAUGAGGAAAAUAAAUAAAUAGUUAAAUUCAUUUUAGAAUAAGGCUGUAACAAAAUGUGGAAAAAGUCCAGGGAUAUGAAUACUUUCUGAAUGCACUGUAAGGUGGUAUUUGGGCUUCAUUUUUCAAGAUUUUAUUUUUAAUCACAUGAUUUUUAUAAAAGUUAUGCAGUCGACCAUAAGCUGCACAAUGAAUGUGAUAUCUAGUUAAGUUAGCUAACUAAUGAUUUGCCUAUAAACAAUUUUUUGGGUGAA